Messenger RNA from Chondrus crispus (carragheen), 543 nucleotides. RefSeq lists its product as hypothetical. Gene Ontology annotation, molecular function: identical protein binding; CTP synthase activity. Bases 1 to 543 code for a protein of 180 amino acids. The record is from RefSeq and is a predicted model, not a curated record. NCBI's taxonomy places the organism in Eukaryota, Rhodophyta, Florideophyceae, Gigartinales, Gigartinaceae. The transcript has a single exon. Gene Ontology annotation, biological process: CTP biosynthetic process; pyrimidine nucleobase biosynthetic process.
AUGCAAAUGGCGGCGGUUGAGGCAACUCGGGAAGCGUUUAGAGAACCGAAGGCAAACUCUGCCGAGUUUGAUUCAGACGCUCCGGUGCAUGCGGUGGUGUACAUGCCGGACGUUGACAAGACGCGUAUGGGAGGGACGAUGCGGUUGGGGGUGAGGAAGACGGUGAUCAAGGAUGAUGAUUGUCUUGCAGCGUGGCUGUACGGGGAAGACGAGAUUUAUGAGCGGCAUCGACAUCGGUACGAAGUAAAUCCAGAGGUGGUAGGGAAAUUAGAGAAGGACGGAAGAGUUCGUUUCGUAGGGAUGGAUACGAGUGGGACGCGGAUGGAGAUUUUGGAGGGGCAAGAUCAUCCGUUCUUCCUCGGUACACAGUUCCACCCAGAAUUUAAGAGCAGACCGGGGCGCCCCAGCCCACCGUUUGUCGGGCUGGUCAUGGCAGCGGCGGGGAUGCCGCUCGAUCGGCAGUCGGUGGAGAAGGUUGUCGGCUCGAUUAGGAGCCAAGAUCCAUGGCGGGACGUGGAUGAUGAAGGAACGCCGUGCUCGUAA